UCCCUGAUGACAACAUCUGUCAGGAGGAAGACCUGAUAGUGGAGGCGAGCGCCGACACCAGCCCCUGCCACUACCAGGCGUCACCUGAAGAGACUGGCACCAACACCAGCCAGGACAAGGGCUCAGUAAAGGAACUGAGCCAAGAAGAUAAGAAAGACCUUAAGGAGGAAUCUGGCACUACCACCUGCCGGCCCAAGAUCUCCCAGAGAAAGCGAGUGGAACCUCCGACCAACGAGGGGAAUAACACCAUCUCACUCGCUGAGAAAUAUCCAGAGCCCGGGAGAUAUUUCAAAUUGGGGGAACAAAUCGGAGAGGACCCCAAUGGAGUGAUUUACAAUGGAUGGCACCGAAGCAGACGAGUGGAGGUGGCCAUUGUAAUCAUAGAAGAUCAAGAGAAGCAAAAAGGAAUCGAAAAGGAAGUUGAAGUCCUUGAAAUGGUGUCAGGCCAUAAAAACAUUGUGGAUUUCUAUGGGGCCUAUUACCAUCAGGCCCUACGGACACCAUUGCUCCCUGAAGGACUAUGGAUUGCUACUGAGUUCAUCACUGGUGCCACUCUGCAAGAUCUCAUUGGCACCAGAAAGACCUUAGGAGAAAGGUGGAUCUCCUACAUCUGCAAACAAAUAACCACGGGCCUUUUCCACCUGCAAAAGAAGAACAUCAUCCACCAUGACAUCAAGCCCGAAAACAUCCUAAUCACCUCAUUGGGAGAGGUGAAGAUCGGCGAAUUUGGCUUCGCCACUUGUGGAGGAAAGAGCAGCAGUACUUCUGGGACUAUAACAUACUCGGCCCCAGAAGUACUGGCUAAUUUUGGCAAGAACAAGCUCGAGUAUGACCAUAAGGCUGACAUCUGGUCACUCGGCAUUGCAGCCAUCGAAAUGGCGGAGGGACUCUCAUUCAGCAAACUUCCACAACAGAAGCUGAUUGAGAAGAUCACACGCGGUCCCACGCCAACAUUAACACCAUGGGGAAAAUGGAGCGACAAGUUCCGUUCCUUCAUUUCCGAGUGCCUGCAGAGAGAACCAUCGAGAAGACCGUCUGCAAGGCAACUUCUGUCACACCCCUUCAUUGGAGAGAUCUGGGGUGAAAGGGGUGUGCAGAAGAACAUCGCCCAACAGCUGCACAGAGGAAUGAAGCACUAAAAGAACAGAAGAAGGCAGCCAUCGGGGGAGGGUUUGGGGCAUAGGGGGCCUAUUUAACAUCCUUGGGCCCCCCACAUAACAUUGUGGUCCCGAUGGCAGCCCUCUAUGUUCUCUUCUUCCCAUCUAGAAGACCAUCUGCAAGAAGAACAUUGCCCAACAGCUGCACAGAGGUAAGGGAACUGCUCAUUCUCAUUAUAUUUCACACGAUGCAUUGACUUUAACUAGCUACUGCUCCCGUUCAUACAAAUAUUCUCUUGCUUUCCUACAUACAAAUUCAUCUGAUACUAAAGCCACCAAUAAUAAAGACUUGUAUUAGGGCAGAGUUUACUAAACUGGGCUAAAG
Xenopus tropicalis (tropical clawed frog) is the source of this 1482-nucleotide messenger RNA. RefSeq names its product traf2 and NCK-interacting protein kinase-like. The transcript is spliced from 15 exons. NCBI's taxonomy places the organism in Eukaryota, Metazoa, Chordata, Amphibia, Anura, Pipidae. The record is from RefSeq and is a predicted model, not a curated record. The coding region runs from base 435 to 1139 and encodes 234 amino acids. Gene Ontology annotation, molecular function: kinase activity; protein serine/threonine kinase activity; transferase activity.